AUGGCCAACGUCUCAGCAGAAGCUAUUGGAAGAGGCCGGGGACCGAUAAGAUCUCGCAAUAUCGGCCUCUUGAGCAUCUUCGGCGUGCUUAGCGGUACAUGGUUGAUGUUUGGCUACUUAGCUCCGCGGCAAGGAACCGUUCUCGCGACCAACGAAGAGCUGGGUCCGAUCAAGAGUGCUGACUCGAAGCAGACAGAUGCAGGGAAUACUCUGGGAAAUGCUAUUCAAGAUGACCGCUAG
Messenger RNA from Penicillium soppii, 240 nucleotides. RefSeq lists its product as uncharacterized. The record is from RefSeq and is a predicted model, not a curated record. Lineage: Eukaryota; Fungi; Ascomycota; Eurotiomycetes; Eurotiales; Aspergillaceae. The transcript is spliced from 2 exons. The coding region runs from base 1 to 240 and encodes 79 amino acids.